CAGCAAAUCAAUUAUCAGAGCAACAAAAGCAAACAAAAUACAAGGAAUAAAACACAAGCUUUUCAAUAAAUUUCAAGAAUAAAAUCAUGAACACCCUAAACAUGAAGUUCGUUGUCGUGGUCGUGUGCCUUGCCUUCUUCAUUGGAACCACCUGGGGCGAUGUGCUCAAAAGCGCCAAAGCCACUGCAGAGGAUGCCAAGGACGCCGCCGCCCCAACGGUCAAAGCUGCCAAGGACUCCGCCGCGUCAGCUGCGGAAUCUGCCAAGGAAGCCACCGCACCCGCCGUUGAUGCCGCUGCUCCCUCUGUGGAAGGUGCAGCACAAAAGUCUGAGUCUUUUGCUCAAUGGGCUUACGAUAAAAUUUCCGGUGGUUUUGGGAUGAAAUCUGACGACGACAAGUCAAAAGUGGUUGAAAAGGAGAAGUUACAAUUCUAAGGAAGAGGAUGCGAAGGCCACUUAGUAAUAGAUUAUGAAGAACUUCAAUUAUGUUGUUAAUGAGAAGUUCUACCGUUACAUCAGAAUCAGUGUAACGAGUAGUUUUUCUAUUUUUUUUUUCUUUUUCUUGGCAUAGGAAAGGGUGGUUGGUUCCUUUUGUUUCAGCAACUGUGCCCUUACCUUAGAUCCCAUGUUGGGCUGCCACAACUCUAAUAAUAAAUAUACUUUUUUAUGCUCU
This is a messenger RNA of Vigna umbellata (rice bean), 672 nucleotides long. RefSeq lists its product as uncharacterized. Lineage: Eukaryota; Viridiplantae; Streptophyta; Magnoliopsida; Fabales; Fabaceae. The record is from RefSeq and is a predicted model, not a curated record.